Lepidothrix coronata (blue-crowned manakin) is the source of this 1809-nucleotide messenger RNA. It is a transcript of the gene NRBF2, whose product is annotated as nuclear receptor binding factor 2. The transcript has 4 exons. Gene Ontology annotation, biological process: autophagy. The coding region runs from base 143 to 988 and encodes 281 amino acids. The record is from RefSeq and is a predicted model, not a curated record. NCBI's taxonomy places the organism in Eukaryota, Metazoa, Chordata, Aves, Passeriformes, Pipridae.
GCUUAUUUGCUCCAGCAGAGUGUCAACCCUGGCAAACCCUUGCCUGCUCCAUGCGGAGCCAGUCAGGUAUUCCUGGAUCACCCUCUCUGAUUCAGGAAGGCUUUUAGAACUGUCACUGCUGACCAUCCAUGGAAUUAGGAAGAUGGCUCACCAGCAGAGCAGAAAAGCAGAUCGCUUGUUGGCAGCAGGGAAAUAUGAAGAAGCAAUUUCUUGUCACAAGAAAGCUGCUGCGUACCUCACGGACGCCAUGAAGCUGACCCGGUCGGAGCAGGCUCAGCUGUCACUGGAAUUACAAAGGGAUAGUCACAUGAAACAGUUACUGCUCAUCCAGGAGAGGUGGAAAAGGGCAAAGAGGGAGGAAAAGCUGAAGGCCCAGCAGAAUGCUGAUAAGGAAACAGCCACACACCUUCAGACUUCUUAUAAGCCAUCUGCUGAAGACUCUGAUGAUCAAAACAUACUGGUUCCUGUUACUCAGAAAUACAGCCCUUCCACAGAGAAACAUUCGCAGGAUAUUCAGGGUGUCUUUGACAGGGACCCAGAUACACUGUUGUUUCUGCUUCAGAAAAAAAAGGAGCCGGUGGAAGCAUGUAUUGGGAGUAAAGCUCCAAAAGAUGACAAAACAAUAAUAGAAGAGCAGGCAACCAAAAUUGCAGAUUUGAAACGGCACAUAGAAUUUCUUGUAGCUGAAAAUGAGAGAUUAAGGAGAGAGAAUAAGCAGCUAAAAGCAGAAAGAGCUAGACUCCAAAAAUCUCCAGUAGACAAGGAGCUGGAUGUAGAUGCUGAUUUUGUAGAGAAGUCAGAGUUGUGGGGUCUGCAGCAACACUCAGAAAGUACUUCUUCAGCUGCAACGUGGCAGAAGUUCGCAACAACUGCUGGGAAGGCAAAGGACAUUCCAAUACCCAACCUUCCCCCCCUGGACAUCCCAUCCCCUGAACUCCCACUGCUGGAACUCUCUGAAGAUAUACUGAAAGGACUGAUGAAUAGUUAAAACCCAGGAAAAGUGCUCAGUAUAGUUACCCAUACUUAAGAAAAGGGAAAGCCACCAGGACAGUGGUGAUCUGAGGGCAGAAACAUCUACCACAAUCCUACUGUUGGAGAAAAGGCAUUAAGCAACUCUGUUACUGUGAAAUACACAUCAUAUCUGAUCUACUUCAUGAGAGUUAAAGGUACCAUAGUUGGUAUAAGAUGGUGAGCUCUUUUAGUCUUUCUCCCAACGUUUCAAACCAAACGACUGCCUGGAGAAUGUUUCAAGUAACACAAUCCUUCAGGGUUUUUAAGUAUGCUAUAUAUGUAAUAGUUAUCUAUAAUGCCAUAAAUGAUGGUGCAGAACCUAACUGUUAUGGUUGCCAGUCGGCUGCCACUUCAUAUUGAAAAAUGCUUUCUAGCAUGAAUUUAAACUGUGCAUUUCAUUAUGCAUAACUUUGUUAAUUCAGAUACAGUGCAAUUUAUACACCUCCUAGAUGGAUUUAUGUGCCACACUCAGUACUCCUGACCAUGUUAACCUCAAGUCAGGAGAGAUUUUAAUUUCCAUUCUAUGAAGGAACCAACUUAUUAGUUCUGUUGACGAGGUUUUUUUUGGGGGGUUAUCUGUUUACAUAACUAAUCAGGGUGCAUUGAAUCUAGCUAUUGGUUUCUGUAUAAAGUGACAUGGUUUAAAAAAAGAAAAACCUAUACUUAAGGAAAAAUACCCUUUUUGUUUUCAGUGAUGCAUGAAUGGAAGUAAUUCUAGCUGGCAGUAUUUGAUUGAAACAGAAAUUGUUUACAGCUUAACCUGAUUCAAAAGGAUAGGAAAAUAAAAACCAAGGUGUU